UGAAAAAUAUAGAGAGUACGAACUGUGGCGGCCAGAGCCAUGGCAGGACAGGCAUUUAGAAAGUUUCUGCCCCUCUUUGACUGUGUAUUGGUUGAAAGGUGUGCUGCAGAAACUGUAACCAAAGGAGGCAUUAUGCUUCCAGAAAAAUCUCAAGGAAAAGUAUCGCAAGCAACUGUAGUAGCUGUUGGAUUGGGCUCCAAAGGAAAGGGUGGAGGGAUUCAACCAGUUCACUUGAAAGUUGGAGAUAAAGCUCUUCUUCCAGAAUAUGGAGGAACCAAAGUAGUUCUAGAUGACAAGGAUUAUUUCUUAUUUAGAGAUGGUGACAUUCUCGGAAAGUAUGUAGACUGAAAUAAGUCACUAUUGAAAUGGCAUCAUGUGAUGCAGCCCAUUCCUUUGAAGUACUGAAAUCUUUCAUCAUGUAAAUAAUUUCCAUGUCUCUUUUAUAAUAAACGAAUGAUAUCCAAAGUAAUGACA
This is a messenger RNA of Phyllostomus discolor (pale spear-nosed bat), 474 nucleotides long. RefSeq names its product 10 kDa heat shock protein, mitochondrial-like. Gene Ontology annotation, cellular component: mitochondrial matrix. Gene Ontology annotation, molecular function: protein-folding chaperone binding; metal ion binding; protein folding chaperone. Bases 40 to 348 code for a protein of 102 amino acids. The transcript has a single exon. NCBI's taxonomy places the organism in Eukaryota, Metazoa, Chordata, Mammalia, Chiroptera, Phyllostomidae. The record is from RefSeq and is a predicted model, not a curated record.